Oncorhynchus mykiss (rainbow trout) is the source of this 2564-nucleotide messenger RNA. RefSeq lists its product as uncharacterized. Lineage: Eukaryota; Metazoa; Chordata; Actinopteri; Salmoniformes; Salmonidae. The record is from RefSeq and is a predicted model, not a curated record.
GUUUUUCUAACCCCUGUUUUGUAUCUGCGUGUACUGUGUACUGGUUAUGUGUAUGUAGGCUACAAGAAGCACCUAUUAGUCAGUUUCAAUCCUGGGAUCUGUUGACAGAAAAGAGAGAAACAAACACAGUCAAGACUAGAUUCUGGUGGUAGACUGCACAAGAAGGUCGACCAUGGUUGAAAAGGGCAUCCUGGGUUGUUUCAUCUUGUGUCUGUCUCUGACCUCAGUAUGCGCUGUCAGAGGAACCCUUAAAUCAAUAGAUGAUCUCAAGGACAUACAGUUUGGUCACACCUUUCCUCGACACGGCCUCAUGCUGCUCCACUGGCUAGCCAACAACAUUUACAUUGACAACAACGGCAACAUGAGACUCAAUUUCAACCCAACCAGUGGAGACAAUGGCUUUCAUUUCUAUGGAAACAGACCACCUUCAUUACCUAUUCUGCAUCCUGAAAGCGGAAGUUACUACUCACUAGGGAAUAUGAAGAGAAAUGGCUCAAGGGCACUUCCUUAUUAUGUAACUCGAAGAUUCUACAACUCAUGGGGACCUGAGAACAACAGGGACAGGGUCAUACUCAGAGUUAGGGAGGAUGGGUCCAAUCAGUUCAUUGCAGACGAGGUCUAUGUCACACAGCACUAUCAACAAAAUGAAAACAGAGGAAGUGGCUAUGAUCCAGCCAAUACAAACCGUGUCAAUGUCAGCCUCCUUAGACAAAUCCAAAGUCUACCAACCAUUGACCAAAAUGACAUUCCACGUAUAUAUAAUGUAGAGAUCAACCACAACAGUCUGCAAGAACUGGAAAAGAUCUGGAGACACACACCUGGUCUGGCACUUCUUCUGGCAAUUGUAUUGUACUUUACACGUCCCAAAACCUUAUUUAUUAAGGAGCAAGCUCUUCGUUUAACAUCUCUUCCCCAGAGUGGCAUGGAGGAUAAGGAUAAUGCAUUGAUUAAGCUUGGUGUGAAAACCACAGAUAGAGGAAAAGCCAGGAUCAUCUGGAGUGGGAUCCCCAAGAGGCUAUUAGACCAGGGUGUAAUGGUGAUGCUUUAUAAGAGCAAUAACAGUGACAGUAAGAGCGUGCUGGACAGAUCGUCAGUCGGGGGCAAAGCCUCUGGGAGCUAUAACACCUCAGUACCCCUUAACCCUGGUCUCCAGGUCCGGCUCCAUAAGGAGGUAAAAUCAUGGUGGAAUUACUUGGGGUGUGGGUCCACUAUCGGAGAGGAGAUCUGGAGAGGUUCUGAGUUUCACGAUGCCAACAGAGAGAUUCCUGUUGAUAUUAACGGACAUGACGCCAGUCUGCAGCUAUUUGUAAAGGAUGGAAAGGCCUGCGCUCGUCUGUAUGUAAAGAAAUCCUUCACUGCCUGGAAGAAAACUUUUAAUAACUCCUGGGUUGGGUUCUACUCUUCUGAAGGCACCCUGGAUUAUAACACCUGGCAAUGGGCUGUAAAGUUCUCUGAGGAAAGCCACUCUGAUUGGGCAGAUAUACCUGGGUAUGAUGUCUAUGUGUACAAGUCUAGUAUGACCAUGUCUCCUGGGGUCCAGGUCAGAUUCAUGAUGGAGAAAUCUGGGGGUGAAAAGGCACGCACUCCACCCUGGGAGAGACUUGUCCAGUGGUGAGCUCACCUGAACAUGAUAUAUGACGUUGAUAUUCUCAUUUUUAACUGCUUGUGUAACUGCUUUUGUUAAUGUUUAACAUGUAUGUACCCUGCUUUUAAUUUGGUUUAAUUGCUAAUCUGUGUCAAAUGUAAAAGAGAAUCUGUUCCCAAAAAUCCCUUCUGUUCAUCUUUCUUUGCUAUUUUGAGGGGAUGACAAACAUGCUGUUGGUGUGGGUGGGUGGCUUGACCUGUCCUCAUGACAAACAUGCUGUUGGUGUGGGUGGAUGGCCUGACCUGUCCUCAUGACAAACAUGCUGUUGGUGUGGGUGGAGGGCUUGACCUGUCCUCAUGACAAACAUGCUGUUGGUGUGGGUGGAUGGCUCGACCUGUCCUCAUGACAAACAUGCUGUUGGUGUGGGUGGAUGGCUCGACCUGUCCUCAUGACAAACAUGCUGUUGGUGUGGGUGGAUGACUUGACCUGUCCUCAUGACAAACAUGCUGUUGGUGUGGGUGGAUGACUUGAUCUGUCCUCAUGACAAAUCUUUCAGUAAAUUACAUUUUAUUUUUCUCUUUAUGAUGUAUCAUGGGCUGGAGAUCUUUGUAAAGAAAGGGGGGAUACCUAGCCAGUUGCACAACUUAAUGAAUUCAACUCAAUGUAUAUUCCACAUUUAAUCCAAACCCUCUGAAUCCACGCCAUCGGUGCUCAGGGAGCAGUUGUUGGGGGUUAAUUGCCUUGCUCAUAUGCAGAACAAAAUAUUUUUCCACCUUUACGGCCUGGGGAUUCGAACAAGUAACCUUACUGGGUUGAUGGCCCAAUGCUCCACCAGGCUGCCUGCUGCAUUUGUAUGGUGUUGACUGUGUUGAUUGGUUCUGUUUAUUGGUGUUAAUUUUUGUGUUUUGUGAAAAUUCACAAAAAAAGCUAUAUGAUAAAUUCAGGCAAAAAUGUACAAUAAAAACCUAAGAAAAACAAA